AUGCCAUUUGCCCCUGUGGUUGGUGUGGACAACUAUGGAAAGACUGUCCUGUUUGGUGCGGCAUUGUUAAAGGAUGAGAAGGAAGACACAUUCAGGUGGCUGUUUCGAGCAUUUCUGAGGUCGACGGGGGGUCUGCACCCGGAAACCAUAAUAACAGACCAGGAUGUCGCAAUGCGGAAUGCUAUACGUGCUGUCAUGUUGCACUCAACCCACCGCUUCUGCAACUGGCACAUCCAGAGGAAAAUGAAACAGAAACUAGUCACUUUCUUUGCUGCCCGAGGAACUUUGCAUGCAGAGCUCCGGAGCCUAAUCAGGAACUCGUUCACGCCUGAAGAGUUUGAGAGCGGAUGGCACGCUCUGUUGGAGAAGCAUGAUGCUCAGGAUGAAACCCACCUAAAGCGGUUGUUUGAAAUCAGAGAUGAGUGGGUCCCUGCGUACUACAUGGACAAAUUUUUCCCAUUCACGUCAUCAACUGGGAGGAGCGAGAGCACCAACUCUCUGUUCAAAGGCUACGUCCUCCGAAAAGACUCGAUUGCGACGUUUUUCAACCAGUACCAGAUUGUGCAGGAAAAGAAGCAUAGCGACCUUGAUCGACUGAGAGAGAAAUCAGAACUGAGAGAACAACGUUACUGGAGUUACGACCCUAUGGAAAGAGAGGCUGCAAAGAUAUACACACCACCAAUAUACGCCAAAUUUGUGGAAGAGAUGAAAAAAACCACAGCUUACAGAGUUGAGGUCGUUGCUGCUGCUGGCGAAACAAGAACAUUUCUGGUGACAAGGCGGGGCAAAUACCAGGACGCAGAGUUUUCAAAGAGGAUAUACACUGUGUCAAUAUCACCUGAUGAUGUCUACCGCUGCUCAUGUUCCAAGUUCAGUCGGGACGGUAUGCAUUGCUGCCACGUCCUAGCGGUAGCAAGACACAUUGGGUUGAGUAGCCUCCCUGAAAGCUUUAUAAAUCCUAGGUGGACAGUAGCUGCAGGGCAUGUGUUAGCUAUGAUGACGGAUGGAAAUGUUGGUCAAAAUGGACAGAGAACACACUUGACAGUCAGGCAUUCUAUAGUCAUGAGCCAGGUGUCCGACGCAUUGUCAAACGAAUGCACGGACGACAGGUCGUACGACCUGUUCGUGGAAGGAAUCGGUGAGGCAAUAAACAAAGUCAGGUUAGACAAGCGGCUCCGCCAAGAACAACAACUCUCAGGUGGGAAGCGACGGUGUAUUGAUGAUCCUCAGCAGCUGAAUGUUGAUGCCAGGCAGGAGGGGGAUGGCGACCUGCACAUCCCUACGCAGGUGCAUCAAAACAUUGUGUCUACCAUUGGUGCGUCUAGCAUGGGUGGCGUUGAGGUGCAUCAAACAUUUGGUUUGAGAGACCCCCCGCUGUCACGCACAAAAGGUUUCAAACUUGGUGAUAGGCCAAAGACCAUGUAUGAAAAGGCUUCUGAUAAGCUUAAGAAACAAAAAGCAGCAAGGAAGUGUUCCAAGUGCAGGCUGCCAGGCCAUAAAAAGCCACAAUGCCCCCAAAAUAACCCAGCGACAUAACGCGGCGUCGUGGGCUGGACUAGAGAGCUACUACGCGCAUAGGAUGCUAUGGGAAAAGAAAUGGAGGCAAUUAUCUUCUUGGGGCACUUCUUUUUUUGCAUGGUGGACGCAGAGAGAAACGAUGAGCAUUUUUACUUGUGUGUAUGUUACUGAACCUGAUACUAGCAGGAAGAACAGUGUACGAAAAAAGGAAGUAUCUUGUAAGGCCUGUGUUGUCGUUUUAGUGUGAAAGACUGCCUAUAAAAAGAUAAUUAUGCUGUAAGUUAUUGACAUUUACGCUGUAAGUUAUUAACCUACGAUAAA
Messenger RNA from Aegilops tauschii subsp. strangulata, 1839 nucleotides. Its product is annotated as protein FAR1-RELATED SEQUENCE 5. Gene Ontology annotation, biological process: regulation of DNA-templated transcription. Gene Ontology annotation, molecular function: zinc ion binding. The record is from RefSeq and is a predicted model, not a curated record. Lineage: Eukaryota; Viridiplantae; Streptophyta; Magnoliopsida; Poales; Poaceae.